Molecule: messenger RNA, 441 nt
Organism: Quercus lobata
Lineage: Eukaryota; Viridiplantae; Streptophyta; Magnoliopsida; Fagales; Fagaceae
Product: receptor-like protein 19
Exons: 2
Coding region: 1-441 (146 amino acids)
Source: RefSeq, a predicted model, not a curated record
AUGUAUGAAGUUGUACUUCUGUUAUAUGUGGAGACAUUUGAUGGAGAUAAUGUUAAUGGCCAAGUUGAUGGAGAUUCAAAUAAACACCACAACAAGCUAGAAGGUGUGCUACCCUCAAGUUUAAGCCAAUUGACUAAGCUCCGAGUCCUCGACUUGUCUAUAAACAAGAAUAUCACAGGAAGAAUUCCUGAAGAGCUUUGCAACUUGACAAAGCUAGAAGUGUUGAAGUUGGCAAGAAACUAUCAUUAUGGAUCACUUCCACCAGCUAUAGGUAACCUUUCCUCACUCACUAAUUUAAACUUGGGCACCAACACUCUUGGUGGUGCAAUACCUAGUGAAUUAGGCCACCUUCAAAAUUUGAAGGAACUUGAUCUUACUAUUAACAAUUUUUCUGGCACAAUUCCUCCAUCAAUAUACAACACUUCAUCUCUAGUUUCUUAG